UCAAGGAUCUCUGACCCUGUGCGCUAGGUCAGAAUUACGUCAUCUUGAAACGCGCAUCUUUUUUGGAACGUCGUACAGCCUUUUCUUGAGCCAAAAUCGCAUAGGGUCGGAUAAUGUUGAAAAAUGUCAACAUUUGUUCCAUGGUUGGAAUGAAUCUGCACAGCUAUUUUAUAGCUGUCAGUGCCUGACUUAUCGCAUUCAUCUGUGUCAAAAGUAUGAACUUACCCUUACUUUAAAAUGUCAACAUGCAGAAAGAAAUCUCAUGUUCUUGACUCAUGUUUUUUUGCCUUAUCAGUGAAUGAGGCACAUCCUCGUAUGUCUCAACCCUCCCAUUAUUCACACAUUUACAGUCAAUGAUAAGUCAGAAGCAUGGCAUUUGCUUUGUUUCGGUGUAUGAAGUUUAUCUAUCAACACAAGAAGCCAUUUAGCAGGUAUUUAAAUUGAUUGAAAAGAGCAGUUAUUGGUAUGGGUAGGAAAAAAGAUUCACUUUGCAUAUCAGUUGCUGAAUGUUAAAGCAUUGCUGUGGUUUCAAUACAGCUCUCAAAUAUGUGCUCUCUGUAGGUACAGGUGGUACACCAGGGUGUAAACCCGAACCCCCCCCCACCACCACUACCACCAUACAACAACAACACAUUAGUAAGAAGUUCUGCAUUAAAACAGCUGUGGAUGAUAGACAGGUUAAUUGCUCCACUUUGGUGCACCAGAUUAUUUCUCUCUUCUUUCUUUUUAACAGAUUCCCAAACUCAAAAGCAUCGCUGUAUCUCAACAGGUACCCCUCCAAUAUGUUGUUCAUGAGCUGUGUUCUCCUUCUCUUCAUGAGUUGUGUUACCGGCUUUCCAUCAGCGACAGAGAGAUUAACAACAGAAAAACCUGACCUCACGUGUCUGAAUAAUUACUUACAAACCGUGAGCUGUACACUCACAGUCAGCAAAUGGAGGAAUUCUGAAGAGGAGAAUGCUAUCAUCAUUGUAGAAUUCAAACACUUGUAUUUUGAUGAUGAGCUGCCUGUGCAAUGCACUCUUGUGAAAGAAGCUGAACGUUUUGGCAGAGUAAGCUACAGCUGCUCACUGGACUUCGAGGAGAGCAUCAUUAGCGAUGACAAAUAUCAAAUCAGCCUUCGAAGACAAUUCAACGGCACAAUAGAAAAUACAGUGGCAGAUACAGAUUAUAAACCAUCAGAGAACAUUAAACCUCUUCGUCCGGUCAAUCUGUCUUUCAACCUGAGCUCAAAUCAGUAUAACUUCACCUGGGAUACAGGCUACCCUGAUGAUCAUUAUCUGGAUGACUAUCUGCAGUUUGAAUUGUCAUACAGAAAGAAAGAAGACCCAAUGCACUCCAAGGAAAAUGUAUUGUCCCGUGCUAAUAGCAUGAGGUUUAUAGAUCUGAAAGCAUCCUUCCUUGAAGAAGACACCGUCUACGUUGCGAAAGUCCGCUCCGCACCGAACAACAUCAGUUACACAGGACACUGGAGUGAGUGGAGCCAGCCGGUGGAGUGGAAGACAGGUGUCCUCACAGAAAAGAAAUCAGAUAUUAUAGUAAUCAUCGGGUCGAUUGUCAUACCUUUAUUACUGGCAGCUGUCAUACUGGUGUCUCUGUACUUCAAUCUCCCAACAAGGUUUAAAUGUGUGCUGUUCACAAAGAUACCAACACCGGAACCAUUCUUCCAGCCUCUCUACAGCAACCACAAAGGGAAUUUCCGGAACUGGCUCAGCAACCACAGGGAUCCACUGAGGAAAGAAGGGCUGAAAAUUGACAGCCUUGCGCAGACCAAACAGACGAAGACUGAAGACAGCUUCUUCCUGCGCACUCAGGAAGAGGUCCUCAAUCACAUCACUUACGUCAAGCCAAUCCACCGUGAGUGGAGCUGCCCGGCUAAGCACGGUAACGGUGAUGACUGCAAGGGGACCCAGGAGGUUGCCUCUGACAUCGUGAGUAGCCCCCUCGCGGCACUGCCUAAGUCCUUACAGAGUUACGAUGAGAUGUUUAGCUCGCUCUCCUUGGAUCUGGCAGGAGUCACCGACAGUGAUUCCGGGUGUGACGAUAUGACAAGGAGUCCGGACAGCAGCUGGCAGCAUGCCACCUUCUCGUUUGAUCUGCCCCCUGAACCAGAGAGCCUGUGCUACAGCGAUGAUUACUGCACCCUCUCGGACACCAACAACGGACUGAUCCCCACCACAAUGAUUCGGCAGAUGGUGAAGAGCCCGCAGAGCCUGACUGACAGCUGCCCCCUGGCUGCAGAGUCCGGAGACGACAGCAGCGACCCGCAGCAUUCCCAGAACGAAUACGAUUCCUGCAGCGAGUGUCUGACAGACUCCAGCUUCUCUCCUCGCAGCUCUUCCCUGAAGGGCUCCUCACCUCUGUAAAGGGUUAUGUCACGCAUGUUGCAUUGCUUUUAGCUUGUUCACACCCAAUAGGGUUUACACUUUAUAUAUGUCAGAGUUGUGUUCCUAUACCACAAAAAUGUGUGUUAUUAUUAAACUAACGGAGCCAAAAGACCAGUUAUUAAUUCUGGCAAGAAGCAACAGGUUUAGCAUUACGGGAGCGAGACCAAUGCACAUUAGAGAGCUGUGAUUUCCCUAUCAGUGGUUAUUGGGGGAGUGUAAGAUAUUGAAAAUACCAUUGUUGGUCGCGUUGUGGUUUCUUACUCAGUUCAAGAUAAUGGUUCACACACACCUCGAAAACUCUAGUUGUGCUUUUCACACAGCGUCACUCAUUUAAUUCAGUUGAUUGAUAUUCAUGCACUGGAGCACUGAGCUGCAUUGCAUCAAUCUGCCAGCAGGUUCCAAGUCUCAUCAGUCUUCAUUGUGUAUUGAUUGUUAUAGGAUAGCUUGCUUUCCAGUGGGACUGUAUUAUGAAGGCUUAGAAAACUUUGUUGCAAUUAACUUCUGCCAAUUGUAUGUAGCAUUUUAGUUUUUUGUGUUAAAUAAUAAAAAAAAACAAUGUCCCACCAAGAAGUUACAUGUAAAACCAUUGAAAUACAACAGGUGUUUUAAAACCUGUUCCGCAGUCCUUUUUAACCUGCGUGACACCUCAGUGCAAACUGUGGGAGGGUGUGAAGAGAAAGACACAGUUAAACUCCAUACGAGACUGACUCCUGGAAGGAAAGCUGGUAUUGCUUUUAAAGCAAUAAACGUUGUCAGUUUCUGUAACUGGCUUCUCAAGAGAACCUGUGGAGCUUUUGUGCAGUGGUUAGAGCGCUUCCCAAAAAAGAAAUAUAAUAUGUACAGUAUAUGCAGUAAGUUGUACAGCAACUGUUUUAAUUGACAUUGUAGAAUGAACUUCUGCCGUUUAAAUUUCCGACUACAGAAAAUCCACAGAUGCCAUAUAACCUUGUGGGAAACAAUUAUUUUUUCCCUCACUAUAUAUGUUUAUGUAUGUUGUGUUUGUUGCCUCUGUAAAAUAUAUGUUGCGGUCUGUGGUUGCAUUACAGUAUAAUAUUGGAUGUACAUUUAUAUGCUGCUUUACAGUUCAGGUAUUUUGCUGCUGUUCAUAAAAUAAAAAAAGAAGAAAAAAAUACUAAAAUAAAGAAUACUGUUAAAAUCAA
Messenger RNA from Acipenser ruthenus (sterlet), 3544 nucleotides. RefSeq names its product interleukin-21 receptor-like. Gene Ontology annotation, molecular function: cytokine receptor activity; protein binding. NCBI's taxonomy places the organism in Eukaryota, Metazoa, Chordata, Actinopteri, Acipenseriformes, Acipenseridae. The record is from RefSeq and is a predicted model, not a curated record. The transcript is spliced from 8 exons. Gene Ontology annotation, cellular component: membrane; external side of plasma membrane. The coding region runs from base 507 to 2363 and encodes 618 amino acids. Gene Ontology annotation, biological process: immunoglobulin mediated immune response; cytokine-mediated signaling pathway.